CGUGUUUGGAAAGCACAAACACCCCGAUACUACGUUGUCAAGAGGGAUAAAACAAGGCGCUUGGGCAAGGUUACGAGGAAUCGUUGGAGAUGUCAACGGCGGUAGAUAAGCUGACGGAUGAGAAUCAGCCAGGACAAGUUUCACAACAAGCGCCCCAUCCACUGUUGAAAGCGCUGUUUGAUAAUUGGGAGGAGCCGAAGUACCAGGUCCCAUCACAACAGAGUAAGGAUGUGACGUUGGAGUUUGGAGAUGAAGGCCGUUCAUUGGAGGAGGUGAGGUUUCUCCAGACCACGAGACCGUCGCAGUUCGACGAUGAGGAUGAAUUGGUACAGUUCAAAGACACCCUGGAGCAGUUUGAAGAGGUGUUGAUGCCCCUUGGUGGUUUCCUCAAACGGUUCAAUGAGCAGCUGGCAAACCUCUCUAAAGAGCUGGAGAGCUUGAAGACCAAGGCCACUGCGCUCUCGUCGAAUCUUGAUCGUGAGCGUGAGCUGGAGCAGAAGUAUUCACCUAUGGUUGGUGAUUUGGCGAUACCUCCGGAGGUUGUGAGGGAGAUCUACAACGGAGAGGUGAACAAAUCGUGGUGUGAAGUGUUGAAUGUGAUUGAGGAUAAGAGGUUGAUCUAUGAGAAAUACACUGAGGAACACCACAUGGAGCUUGUGGCGCCCUUGAAGCAACUAUUGGAGGCUUUAAACAAGAAGGCAUUGGAACGCAUUAAGAUGUUUGUUGUCUCCAAGAUUAAAAAGCUGAGAGUUGUUGGCACUCCAUCUCAAGUGGUUCAAAGCGAACUGCUGGGUGCGAAGGAGGCAUUCAAUUACUUGCAGAAGCAGGAGCCUUCAUUGGCGUUGGAGCUGAAACAGGCAUAUAUCUACACGAUGAGAUGGUACUACAAGGCGUACUUCCACAGAUAUGUCAGCUCAUUGGCCAAAUUACACCUUCAAUUGUACGAGAAGAGCGCACUGAUAGGUGGUGUCCAGUCAUAUUUCCAUACACAGCAGACAGAGUAUACGAUUGGUAAGAGAAGCUCGAUAGUCACCGCAGAAGACCCCACGGUCAUGCCGGCACAAAUUGCAGAGCACAACCCAGCAAAGUCAUGCGUGGAGGUUGGGUUUAGAAGUUUCAACUUGGCAUUGUGCGAUAAUGCCAGUGUUGAAUUCCUCUUCAUGUCUGAAUUCUUUGGAGAAAAUGUCAAUGCACUUCUGGAGCAGAUCCUGGACCCAACGUAUCAGUUGGGCUCUGCUUAUACGAAGUCGUUGAUCACGAAUUCCUACGACAUAUUUGGCGUCUUGAUAAUGAUCAGAUUAUCCCAGUCUCUGAUCUUUGAAUUGCAAAAGAGAAGAAUUCCAGCUGUUGAAGACUAUCUAAACCUACAAAUGAUCUUACUCUGGCCUAGAUUUCAACAGCUGGUCGAUGCAAAUUGUGAGAACUUGAAGAGAGCAGCUUCCAAGUCAUCUGCCAUAACCAUGAUUAGCACAUCAGCACCGCAUCCAUUGACCAUUCAAUUUACCAAUUUGAUCUACGGCUUUCACCAAUUGACACACAAGGAAACACAGACCACACAGGAACCCUUGUCUCAGUCUAUCCAAAGGCUGAGAAACGACUAUGAACAAGUUAUGACAAAAUUGAGUAAGAACACCAAACAAGCUGAGCUGUUCCUCUACACAAACUAUGCACAUGUACUCAGUGUCCUCACAGAAUGUGAGAGCUCAACUGAGAGAGAUCAUUUCCAAGUUCUUGUGAGUGCUUUCGAGCCUUCAUAGAUUCCAUAGACUGUACAU
Messenger RNA from Williopsis jadinii, 1775 nucleotides. It is a transcript of the gene VPS52, whose product is annotated as Vps52p. Gene Ontology annotation, biological process: endocytic recycling; retrograde transport, endosome to Golgi; Golgi to vacuole transport. The transcript has a single exon. Gene Ontology annotation, molecular function: syntaxin binding. Lineage: Eukaryota; Fungi; Ascomycota; Saccharomycetes; Phaffomycetales; Wickerhamomycetaceae. The record is from RefSeq and is a predicted model, not a curated record. Gene Ontology annotation, cellular component: GARP complex. Bases 90 to 1757 code for a protein of 555 amino acids.